This is a messenger RNA of Panicum virgatum (switchgrass), 1904 nucleotides long. RefSeq lists its product as uncharacterized. The transcript has 4 exons. The record is from RefSeq and is a predicted model, not a curated record. Bases 261 to 812 code for a protein of 183 amino acids. Lineage: Eukaryota; Viridiplantae; Streptophyta; Magnoliopsida; Poales; Poaceae.
CGCUCUGUGAGUGGGCCUCCUGUGCCGCACCGCCUCUGACCCGCGCGGGCCUCGCCGCGGUGCCCUGCCUCGGUCUCCACGGGACACCGCCCGCUCCCUUCCUGCCUCUUUUCCGCUUUCCUUUUCCUCCUCUCGCGGUGGCCUAGGGUUUGGGAGGGUUUGGGGGAGGGCGGGAUCUCGCCGUCGUUGCGGGAGAGCGGCGGCGCGGGAUUACUCAGCCCGUCCGUCGGCGGCCGCGUCGUACUCCAGGCGCGCCACCGAUGGGCCGUGUCUCUUUCACUGCAUCUGCCCCUGUUCUCUUCGCCCCUUUGCUGAGUUCCGGAUCCAAUUUACUGUGCUCUCGUCCUUCUGCUCUUCAGGCCUGCAGUGUUUCGCCCGGCGUUGCCUGCUUUCCGUUCCUCCUGCUCUCAUCAGGUGUGUGUUGGGUUCCAGAUCCGUUUUGUUGUUACCAUUUCCUCCAAUUUCUUGCUGAUUCUUACCUUUGUGCUUCCUGUUAUGUUUGUGGAAUUUGCUCUCUUUGCCGGUGCCCGCUGCCUUCUUCCGCUCCCCACGCCUGCACUGUUCCGCCGCCGUUGACUGGUUCACUGGACUCUCCGAAGCGGUUAUCUCUAGGUGGUCUGCCGCUGCGACACAUUCUCGGUGACUGCCUCUUGCUCCAGUUUGUCAGGUCUCUACGAGAAGAAGCUGACCGACGUCCCGGACGACUAGAGGAUCCAAAAGGAUGUACCCGAAGAUCAGAAGCCCCAGGAGACUCAGGAGUACUACGAAGAGUUACCAGGUUCACGCCCAUCUACGACUUGAAUUCCUAUUAGGCAUUGCUUGCUAGAAUUGCUAUGGCUUUACUAUGUGUGUGAGAUAAGCCUGCAUGGCCUACUUGUUACCGUAUUCCUUGUAUCCAUAUUGUACCUUGAUUGAUUAUUGGAUGCUUUGGCUACCAUGAGAGUGAAUGAGUAUGGGAUUCCAUGAUAUGAUAAUCUUGGCAUGCAUGAAGAACCACCAUGUGAGGAGCCAGUGAUAGGUCUUUCUAGCGGGGGUGAUCGAUUUAACCUGAUCUUCGGAUCAGGGGCUGGGGGUGUGUGUUGGGACACCCUGCGGAGCACCUGUGGUGGGUGCAUUUGUGUCAGAGGACACUAGGCGGGAUACUUGCGGAGUUUGGAGAGGCGAUACCUGUAAUGGGUGCCUUUGGCGGACCACUGCGGAGGACUGCGCGAGAAGAUGCAUGCCCCAGCUCUUAUGGACAUAUGCGGUAACUAUGAUUAGUGGGACUUUGUUAUUGUACGCACCACUUACCCCCGAAUGGGCAGGGGUUCCAGCCAUUUCUAGUUGUGCGGUACCAGACUAUAGGAGUUGUGUGUCAAGAGAGAGUAGUCGCAGGCGCACCCCUGAGGAAUUUGGGCUGUGCCGAACUCGUCUCCGAGACUCUCGAAACCAGUUGGCCAGGUUAGAGCUUCACAAUCCCAGGUCAUUCGUUCUACCGAAUGUCCCUAACCCCGGGAACGCAGAAUGGUACCGUCAUAGCUAGGGAGUCAUGGUUGUGGGGUGUGUCUCAAUCGGUUGAUCCUCGAAUUGCAGCCCGAGUGGGUACAGGUGUACAACCCCUGCAGAGUGAAAUCUAUACGUAUAGCCGCGUACUCGAUCAUAUACAUUCCUACUCUUCUGUUACCUCAUCUAGAGUAGUAAACCCUGAUUUCUACCUCCCUCUAGUCCACUUCCCCCUAUGGAGUCAGGUUAGGUGCAGGGAGAGGGAGUUCCUGCACCGACCUGGGAUGGGUGAGAGAUAUGUAUAUGGAGAUAUAUGUAUAUGUUUGCAUAGGAAACCCCAGCCUAUCCAUUGGCUAGUUUUAUACCUUGCAUCCACUUAAAGCUUGCAUACAGAUGGUGACGUGAACCUAUACCGUCCUUGG